CUCUGCUCCUCUUCUACUCGCUGCACUGCCCUGCUCGUCGAUGGUGAUCAAUCCAGCCUCGUCUGUCGACCUCUCUGUUUCCCAUCCGAAAAUACCUACAUACCUUUGAGUCAGAAGUCUAAUGCUGUAGAUGACUAUUGAUUGUAAAUAACUGAACCUUUGAGUCGUAAAACCAUUGCUAUCGAAGAUGGACGACGCAUUUGCCGGAAUGUCGUUAGGCAGCGGACAGCAGCGGAAGCUGAUCAUCGGAAUUGAUUUUGGUACCACAUACUCCGGAAUUGCAUGGGCGGAAACUCGAAGGCCUGAGCAGCAAACUGUGGUCAACAAUUGGCCUUCAAGCUUGGAGAGCAAGGAAGGAAAGAUAAUGGAUAAAGUACCAACUGAGCUGCGAUAUACAGCCGAAGGCAAAGAAUGGGGAUUCCAGAUCCCCGCACUAGAAGAUAGACACCGUUUGUUCAAGCUCGGACUUGUUGGAGGACGACUGGUCGAUCCUGGACACGAAACGUCGCCAGAAUCGUUGGCAACCGAUUAUCUAACCGCCUUGCGAGAUCAUCUGAUGUAUACUUUAGAGCAAAAGCUGGGAACAUCGAUUCUUCGUACGAUCCCGAUCGAAUACUGCUUGACGGUGCCGGCCAUCUGGUCUGAGGUGGCCAAAGAGAAGACCCUUGAAGCCGCCAGUCGGGCGGGUCUGAACGGAUUGGGGAAGAUAUUGUUGGUCUCGGAACCGGAAGCUGCUGCCAUCUAUACCCUCAACAGUCUCGACACACACGACUUGAAGAUCGAUGAUAGCUUUGUCUUGUGUGAUGCAGGUGGUGGAACAGUUGAUCUUAUUUCCUACACCAUCACCCAACUCCAGCCAAAAUUGAACAUCAGAGAGGCAUCACCAGGAUCCGGAGGUAUGUGUGGUUCGACGUAUCUCAAUCGGAGGUUUGCUAGAUUCUUGACAACGAAGAUUGGACAAGAGGAAGGUUGGGAUGCUGAACUGUUGGCUGAGGCAAUGGAACGAUUUGACUUGGUCAUCAAGAAGCAAUACUCCGACUUAUCAUCAUACACAAUCCCCGUUCCAGGUCUUGCCAAUAACGAAGGCCUUGGCAUCAAGCGUGGAAGACUCUUAAUCACGCGUGCAGAGAUGCGAGCAGUUUUCGAGCCAGUCGUAUCUCAAGUUAUAAGCCUCGUUGAGCAACAGAUUGUGUCUUCAAGCAAGAAAAUCAGGGCAGUGUUCCUGGUUGGGGGUUUCGGAGAAAACAGCUAUCUGAAAGAACGAUUGCGAGCCGCGCUCGGAACAUCGAUCGAAGUCAUCCAGCCACCCAACGCUUGGACCGCCGUUACCCGUGGAGCUGUACUGAUGGGAUUGGGCCACACGAAUGAAGACCUAGCAGCAGUCGGUGUGACAUCAAGAGCAGCAAGAAAGCAUUACGGAAUCCGACUUCAUGUGAAGUUUGACCCCGAAAGACACGACGCCAGCAAGAAGUUCUUCGACGAAGUCGAUCAGACAGACAGAGUUGCUGAAAUGCAAUGGUUCAUCAAAAGAGGCGAUCCCGUGGAAGAACGCAAAACCAAGCGGAUUCUCUUCCAGCAGAAUUUCUUGGCAGAGAUUGGCCCACCCACCGAGACUUCAAUGGAUGUGAUGUGCGACGAGAUCAGCACAAUUGCACCAGUGCAUCCCAACGAGAACUGCCGCACUCUGGUCACUUUGCGCGCUGACCUUCGAUCGAUCUCGAGCGAAGAUAUGGAAUCCACUCUGACGAAGAACGCGGAUGGGAAAUGGUACUAUCUGAUCAAGGGCGACGUGGAAGCAGAGUAUCUGUCGGCUUCGACGAAGUACAUGCUUCUGUGCUUGGGAAAAAGAUAUGAUACCAUAACUGCAGAGUACGCAUAAAAUGUCAAGUAACGUUGGAGUUUCGGAGAAUUUGGACAACAGGAAUGGUGGAUAUAGUACGCCCAGAGGACUGGAAUCUUCAUGGUAUCAGUCUUGAAUGCUUCUUGUUGUAUGCUUUUUGGGUUUGAAUAGAAAAUAUGUUUUAUAAAUAAUGUUGGUUUUAGGCAGAGGUUUUGAGUUUUUGAUGAUGUGUUGUUGCCACUCGGAUGACGUUAGCUGCAGACUCAUACCUCGCAGUACUGAUGUCUUCGAAAUUAGAGCAACUGAUAGAUUUUUGAAAUUAUCAACGUGUCCUGGCUGUCCAACUCGGAUUCGCCAGAGUUUGGGAGAGCAAAGAAGUGAUUGCGAUGCGUAGAAGCCCCUAUCCUCCUAAGGUUUUAAAGACCUUUAGGAGCGAGGAGUCGGUUUGUAGGGAUCGGAGCAUACUCAUUACUCAUAGAAGUGUUUCGAUUCAAUGUCUUGGGUGUCGUGGUGUUUAACAUGGG
Molecule: messenger RNA, 2364 nt
Organism: Mollisia scopiformis
Lineage: Eukaryota; Fungi; Ascomycota; Leotiomycetes; Helotiales; Mollisiaceae
Product: actin-like ATPase domain-containing protein
Exons: 8
Coding region: 188-1879 (563 amino acids)
Molecular function (GO): ATP-dependent protein folding chaperone; ATP binding
Source: RefSeq, a predicted model, not a curated record